Molecule: messenger RNA, 1365 nt
Organism: Alternaria postmessia
Lineage: Eukaryota; Fungi; Ascomycota; Dothideomycetes; Pleosporales; Pleosporaceae
Exons: 1
Coding region: 1-1365 (454 amino acids)
Biological process (GO): protein geranylgeranylation
Cellular component (GO): CAAX-protein geranylgeranyltransferase complex
Molecular function (GO): CAAX-protein geranylgeranyltransferase activity
Source: RefSeq, a predicted model, not a curated record
AUGGCUCCAGCUGCGUUUGAUGCCAACACACAACUCAACUAUGCUCGUCACAUCAAGUACUGGCGGCGCAACUUGAAGACGCUGCUGCCGCACUUCUACACCAGCAAUGACUCCAACCGCAUGCUUUUGGCCCUUUUCACUGUGUCUGCCCUCGACAUUUUGGGAGAUUUAGACGCCGCUUUGUCAGCUGAGGAGCGGCAAGGCCACAUUGAUUGGGUCUACAGUUGCCAGCUGCCUGAAGGAGGAUUCCGCCCAUGGCCAGGCUCCAACUACGGCCCUCUCAGAAAUGAAGAGAACAAAAACUGGGAUCCUGCCCACAUCCCUGGAACUUUCUUUGCCCUCCUCACGCUGGUCGUGCUGGGCGACGAUCUGGAGAAAGUGAAGAGAAAGGAGAUCCUGACAUGGCUGGUCAAGAUGCAACGACCAGAAGGCAGCUUUGGAGAGACUCUAGGCGAUGGCGACUUUGUUCAUGGCGGAAACGACUCUAGGUUCGGCUACAUGGCAACAGCCAUCCGGUGGAUACUUCGAGGCGACUUAGAGGGUCCUUGCGAAGGUGUACCGGACAUCGAUGUUGACAAGUUUGUCAACUGUGUUCGACAAGCAGAGUGCUACGACGGAGGUAUAUCAGAAGCACCCUUCCAUGAGGCACACGCUGGCUUCACCUGCUGCGCCAUCGCUGCUUUGCAUUUCGUGGGUCGUCUGCCUUUACCACCAUCCCAAAAACCGGACGGUCUCAUCCGUGGAGUGACCGACGUCCCUAAAACCCUGCACUGGCUCGUCUCACGGCAGACUUUGACGCUAGACGAGGACGAUGGUUUAGAUACUUUGAACGACGAGACAGAUACAUCAGAAACGUGUCAUGACGCGCAUACUUUUGUCAAGUUGAGCUCCCGCCCGUCUGCACAAGCAAAAUCAAAUCUGAAAGGACGACCCCACAUUCAUUUUGAAUUGGAGUGGGUGGGAGUGAAUGGUAGAUGCAACAAGGUAGCAGAUACAUGCUACGCCUACUGGACCUCGACGCCCCUACAACUUCUUGGUCAUUUGGAUAUCAUCGAUCGGCAACCCAUCAGAAAAUGGUUGUUGGACAAAACGCAGCAUCUCGUUGGGGGUUUUGGCAAGGUCACAGGAGAUCCACCGGACAUGUAUCACUCUUUCCUGGGCCUCAUGGUCUUGGCUAUGUUUGGAGAGACUGGUCUUCAGGACGUUGACUCAGCGCUAUGUAUAACACACAAGGCAAAGAGACACCUGGAGUCGCUGUCGUGGAGGAGGAAGAUCCUCGGCAUGGACAGCCCGCACAAUGGCACCCAAGCUCCGUCACAAGAGAGCAUAGGCCUAACCGGCGAUAAGACGCAGAUAGAUGCAUAG